AGUCGGCCUGCCCUGUCUGCCUCGGAGCCUGCUGGGAGUAGGGGGGGAGAAACCGUCGAGGGAGACCGAGCUAAGGGGGGGAAGUGUGAGUGGGUCCCAAACUGGAAACCACUACCUUAUUUAAAAAAAAAAAAAAAAAAGCACACGCAAAGCCCUACUCUAACGACUUUAACGCGUCCCGGUCAUAUUAUUUGGCACUACUUUCCAGUUCGGACGGAGCCGCGGAGCCCCAGAAACUUGCGUGAUUGUUUUUUUUUUCUUCUUCUGUGGUGGCGGUUGUGCUGUUGCGCCGACUGCUCAGUUAGUUGAGAGGAGUCAUUGGUUGGAGCUGGAUUGCGCAUUGGCCCUGCUUUAUAUCCACCACUGCUCCAGAGGAAGAGGAACAAUGAAGGACUAAAACCCCCUCGCUCCGUGCCGAGCUAGUGUUAAAGUUAAACCCGUGCUAAGUGUUAUUCCGUGUCGCCCUCUUUCGUCUUCUUCUCUCUUUCCAUUUUUUUUCUCGUCCGGUUUGGGAUGCGACGGCUGCUCUAGGAACCCGCUUGUUGACAAACAGUUUUUGCGAGAAGUUUUCAACAAGCCUAAAGCACAAGCAGUGGGAAAAUGUCCACGCCGAGGUUCAAAAAGGAUAAAGAGAUUAUCGCGGAGUAUGAGAGUCAAGUAAAAGAGAUCCGGGCUCAGUUGGUAGAGCAGCAGAAAUGUCUGGACCAGCAGACGGAGAUGAGGGUCCAGCUGCUGCAGGACCUCCAGGAUUUCUUCAGAAAAAAGGCAGAGAUUGAGAUGGAAUAUUCCAGAAACCUGGAGAAACUGGCUGAACGCUUCAUGGCAAAGACUCGCAGCACCAAGGAUCAUCAACAGUACAAGAAAGACCAAAACCUGCUGUCUCCAGUCAACUGUUGGUACUUACUGCUGAACCAGGUGAGGAGGGAGAGUAAAGACCAUGCUACACUGAGCGACAUCUACCUCAACAACGUCAUCAUGAGGUUCAUGCAGAUCAGUGAGGACUCCACAAGGCUACUGAAGAAGAGCAAGGAAAUAGCCUUUCAGCUCCAGGAAGACUUAAUGAAGGUCCUUAACGAGCUCUACACAGUUAUGAAGACCUAUCACAUGUACCACUCAGAAAGCAUCAGUGCCGAGAGCAAGCUGAAGGAGGCUGAAAAGCAGGAGGAGAAGCAGAUUGGCAGGGGAGAUCCUGUCUUCAGCAUCCGAAUGGAGGACAAAUACCAGAGGCGCAGCUCGGUGAAAAAAAUAGAGAAGAUGAAAGAGAAGCGUCAAGCAAAGUACUCUGAGAAUAAGCUGAAGUCAAUCAAAGCGCGGAACGAGUACCUACUGACACUGGAAGCAACAAACUCCUCCGUUUUCAAAUACUACAUCCACGACUUGUCAGACUUAAUUGAUUGCUGUGAUUUGGGGUACCAUGCCAGUCUGAAUCGAGCUUUGAGGACCUACCUGUCCGCUGAAUACAACCUCGAGACAUCGCGACACGAAGGACUAGAUAUAAUUGAAAAUGCUGUGGACAGUCUGGACCCCAGAAGUGACCGACAGAGGUUCAUGGAGAUGUACCCUACAGCCUUCUGCCCACCCACAAAAUUUGAGUUCCAGCCCCACAUGGGAGAUGAGGUGUGUCAGAUCUCAGUCCAGCCACCAGUUAAUGGAGAACUCAUACUGAGGUUCCAGCAACUGCAGUCUCGACUAGCUACUCUGAAGAUCGAGAACGAAGAGAUCAAAAAGACAUCAGAGGCCACCUUGACCACCAUCCAGGACAUGGUGACCAUUGAGGACUACGACGUGUCUGAGUGUUUCCACCACAGCAGGUCAACUGAGUCUGUAAAGUCCACUGUGUCGGAGACGUACCUCAGCAAACCCAGUAUUGCAAAGCGGAGAGCCAACCAGCAGGAGACUGAGCAGUUCUACUUCAUGAAAUUCCGGGAGUUUCUGGAGGGCAGUAAUCUCAUCUCCAAACUGCAGGCCAAACAUGACUUGCUGAAGAGGACACUUGGUGAAGGCCACAGAGCUGACUACAUGACCACAAGCCGCGGACGACGGAACUCACAUGCUCGACAUCAGGACUCCGGGCAAGCUAUCCCCCGUGUGGUUGAAAGUUGCAUUCGCUACAUAAACUUAUACGGCCUCCAACAUCAAGGCAUAUUCCGUGUAUCUGGGUCCCAACUGGAAGUCAACGACAUCAAGAACUCUUUUGAGAGAGGAAAUGAUCCUUUGACAGAUGAAGAGAACAACCAUGACAUCAAUUCGGUGGCUGGCGUUCUCAAGCUUUACUUCCGGGGUCUGGAGAACCCUCUCUUCCCCAAAGAGAGAUUCAACGAUCUGCUGUCCUGCAUCAGAAUAGAAAACCUUUAUGAGAGAGCGCUGUACAUCCGCAAGAUCCUCCUAACAAUUCCCAGAUCAGUCCUCAUUGUCAUGCGCUACCUCUUUGCCUUCCUCAACCACCUGUCCCAGUACAGCGAUGAGAACAUGAUGGACCCAUACAACCUGGCCAUAUGCUUCGGACCGACGCUCAUGCCCACACCAGACAGCCAGGACCAGGUCUCCUGCCAGGCGCACGUCAAUGAGAUUAUCAAGACUAUCAUCAUCCACCAUGAAACCAUCUUCCCUGAUGCCAAAGAAUUAGAUGGGCCCAUUUAUGAGAAAUGCAUGGCUGGAGGAGACUAUUGCGAGAGCCCUUACAGUGAGCAUGGAGCUUUAGAGGAAGUAGACAACGAGGGAGGGACAGAGACGCACACCAGCGAGGAUGAGGGCGAACCCAUUGAAGCAAUUGCCAAGUUCGACUACGUUGGGCGCUCUUCCCGGGAGUUGUCCUUUAAGAAGGGCGCCUCCCUGCUGCUGUAUCAGCGAGCAUCUGAGGACUGGUGGGAGGGACGUCACAAUGGCAUCGACGGCCUGGUGCCACAUCAGUAUAUCGUCGUUCAGGACAUAGAUGACAACUUCUCAGACACUCUGAGUCAGAAGGCUGACAGCGAGGCCAGCAGCGGCCAUGCAGGAGAGGAUAAAUGCUCAGGGAAAGACAUGAGCUCGCCUAAUGACACCCGCAUUUCUGAGGCCUACAUCACCAGCAGGCACAGAAAAAGAUCAGACCCUCCAUCUCGGCGGCCGCCUGCCCGGCCUAGUGAAGUCCACUGCAUGGUUCAUCCAUCUCAACAGGGACAUGGAGGACAUGGGGGACAUGGAGGCACCCCGGAAAUGGGCUCCCCAGUUCUGGGCCAUUUCAGCCCUCGGGACAUGCUACGGAGUCGAAACCACAUGCCCAUGGACAGCCCUGAACGCCGCCGUCGCACCGGCCACGGUAGUCUGACUAACAUCAGCCGCCAUGAGUCUCUGAAGAAGAUGGAGAGCCCUCCGAUCCGCCGCUCCACCUCCUCUGGCCAGUACACGGGCUUUUCUGACACCCACCAUCACGGCGGCAAGUCCCUGGAUCCGGAGACCAUCGCACAGGAUAUAGAAGAAACCAUGAACACUGCACUGAAUGAGCUGCGUGAGCUGGAGAGGCAGAGCUCAGCGAAGCACGCCCCCGAUGUGGUGUUGGACACCCUGGAACAGCGCCAGACCUCUGGCAGCAGCGGCGGUGGUCCUACGCCGGCCAGCUCCAGCGAGUCCCUCAGCCCCAUCCAUGGCGUUAUGUUGAGGUCCACUGCCAACACUGAGCCUCCCAUCCGCCGCAGCACCAGCUCAUCCAGCGAUACUAUGAGCACCUUCAAGCCUGUGGUAGCACCUCGCAUGGGGGUGCAACUAAAACCCCCGGCCUUGAGGCCCAAGCCCAUGGUCCUGCCAAAGUCUGGCCAGGUACCACAGCCUCCAGCUACAUCUCCUCAGGACCCUCUGGACAAGUCCUGCACCAUGUAACCUCUGGGAAUGACACCACAGAUGUAAAACAACUCUAUACUUUUUAGACAUACUAUAAAUAAUAUCUAAGAACAUGUAAAAUAUGGACCUGAACAGGAAAGGACUAUUUGCAUAUUGAGAUGCCGGUUUUCCUUUGGUGUUCUGAACAUUAACAUGAGAUGAUAAAGGGGACUGGGUCGAAGGCUGGUGUUGGAGAACAGACAGAUUUGUCAGAUGGACAAAUCAUGGCUGAAUAACGUGCACAGUUAGGUGUUGAUAUAUUUAGGUUAAUAUUAUCUAAUAUGUCUCUUUUUUGUAUUCAAUUCAAACAACAAAUCACAAAGGCUUCCUUCAGAGUUUUAGAAGAUGUACAUUAGUUUAGAUUACAGACAUUCAUGAACUGUGUAUCUUUGAACAAAACACGGUGCAUGUAGCUCCUCUGUUUACCACUGAACCUGAAACAGAGCCUCAUAACAACUGUAGUAAUCACACAGGCAUUCUCACACAUACAACUAGAAUAGUUCUACUCAAAAAGGCCGUUGAAGGUGUUAUGAAAAGGCCUUACGAAACUGAUUUCACAUAUUAAAUAUUACUAUUACAAAGGUGCUGUGACUACCUGGACAGAAACCAUGACAAUGUUGGACUCAUAAUGGGCCUGUGGAGCCCUUCAUGGUACUCUGUUAAUAAACUCAUGGUACUGAUACCAAAAUGCUUUUUUUUUUUUUUUUUUUUUUUUUUUUUUCCAGUAGCGUGUAAACAUAGCAGCUUUAUCUGGCAGGACAUGACAUCUGUUGUGUCUCAGAAAUGUACAAAGAUCACCUCUGUGCUACAUUCACUCACAUUGUAACAUGUUAACUAUUAUUGCCUGAAAUGAGAUAUGACUAUUGGAUAAAACCACUACUGCAUUAUAAAUGUUCUUUGAUGCAUUUUUAAAUUCUGUCAGCAAUUAUUUAAAACUGUAUAACCAAUGGGGGCAGUGUGAGAGUAAACAUUCUCCAUUGUACAAUAUAUACAACACAUACUCUAUUACAUAGUGUGGAAGAAAAAAAAAACACCAUUGCUUCUUUUUUUUUGCCUUGCUUAGCUUUUCCUAUCCAAAGAAGUGACUGUACUAGAUGAAGCAUUCUUCUUAUAGUCUGAUGUGUAUAGACUCAUGGCAGCACCCUGUGGGAGCUCUGCCGGUAGCCAUGGACCCUAACGACUGUUAGUGUAAAAGCCCGCUAAUAUGCUCACCCUGCUUCCUACGCUUGUGUUCGUUCAACUUCUGAAAACAGCAGCUUGCUUUUAAUAUCUGUAAUCUGUGUUUAGUUCAGGUAAAAAUGUCCAUAACCUGCCCCUGCAUUGCUCUCCAUGGUAACCUUGAAGCUUUCUCCCGGCAUUUACGGAUGAAGACGGCUCUGAUAUACUGUGGAGUGGCGUAUGUGGAAAUGGGGGACGAUUUACAGCCCGUGUCAGUCAGUUCAUAUGUGUCCAGGGUCAAGUAAUAAUUUCCCAUGCAAUACCCCCCUUAAAGCUGUAUGUGCCAGAGUUCCAGCUGUGUGACUGCACCCCUCUGUGUGUCUUUUUAAGUAAUCUCUGUACUGUAGUAAAAGCAGAACUGGGUGCAUGUCCUGGGAAUGUUUGAUGAGCAUAUAAUAACACUUUGGAAAAGACUUGGUAUGAGUUUGCAACAAGUAAACAAUGCUCUCUAACAGAAGGUUUACACUAUCUUUGACUUGACAGGUAAUGUGUGUAUAAUAAUCAAAAGUUAAAAAGAUUUUCUGAUUACUAACUUUCAUUAUUUUUAUAAUCCUUUUUGUUACAUUUGUUUUGUUUCUUGAGUAGAAAUGAAUUUAAUUUAGAACAAAUGAUGUAGAAUAAAUAUCCACCUAUGAAGCCAGUUGUAAAGAGAAAAAAAAAAAAGUGUGCUAUUGUCACCAUGUAACAUCAUCAACAGUAGGACUCAGUUAUGCCGUCUGUAGGCGUUAAGCUACUCUGUGGUGUUAUGUAUGUACAUCUGUAGUAUGUACUUGUGAAAGUGCCUUUGAAAAUGUUUUAGAGGAACUUCAGACAUUCUGUACUGUUGCAUUUUCAUGUCCAAUACUGUGUUUUCAGAAAAUGCAACGCAGGAAAAAGACACAUGAAUAAGUAAUGAUGCCAUUUUACAAACCGUUAUAUUACAGAAGAAUAAAUAAACAGCUUAACUCAUUUGUGACAUUGCACUUUUAUGUAUAUAACUGUAUAUAUGGCAUGUAACAUCAUAACAUUUAGGAUUCUUUGCGGACUUAUACCUCAAAGGAUUUCUUUCUAAUAAAGGAAAUAGUUUGUUGAGUC
This is a messenger RNA of Sphaeramia orbicularis (orbiculate cardinalfish), 6147 nucleotides long. It is a transcript of the gene srgap1a, whose product is annotated as SLIT-ROBO Rho GTPase activating protein 1a. NCBI's taxonomy places the organism in Eukaryota, Metazoa, Chordata, Actinopteri, Kurtiformes, Apogonidae. The record is from RefSeq and is a predicted model, not a curated record. Gene Ontology annotation, molecular function: protein binding. The transcript is spliced from 22 exons. The coding region runs from base 601 to 3855 and encodes 1084 amino acids. Gene Ontology annotation, biological process: signal transduction.